Ornithodoros turicata is the source of this 993-nucleotide messenger RNA. RefSeq names its product TM2 domain-containing protein CG10795-like (gene bisc). The coding region runs from base 92 to 637 and encodes 181 amino acids. Lineage: Eukaryota; Metazoa; Arthropoda; Arachnida; Ixodida; Argasidae. The transcript has a single exon. The record is from RefSeq and is a predicted model, not a curated record.
UCGUCUUGUUUACGAGCCUCUUGUCAAAUGUGAGUUGUGGAGCUUCUAGCACUUCUAGGCCGUACUCUGGGUCCAUGACAGCGUUUUGGUCAUGAUAUCGACAGCGUUUCUUUUAAGCAUAUUUUGCAGUCACUUUCCUCUUUCUUCCACGCUUGUUUAUGAGGCCAACUGCAGCUCCCUUCUCAUGGGCCAGUACAUAUGUGCGCCUCCCGACAUAGACUCAACUACGCAACAGCCGCGCAAUUGCGGACCGGACAAUGUAGCUCAUGUACAGUGUACUCCAGCAGAAGGUGUUGUGUGCAUAAACGGCACGGGCACAAGCAAAGAUAGCUUCGAGCGACCCAUUCCUUGCAGCUACACCCGAGGUUACUCCUUUGAAACGUCGCUUCUGCUGUCUGUGUUUCUGGGGAUGUUUGGAGCGGACCGCUUUUAUUUAGGUUAUCCGGCCAUUGGUUUGGCAAAGUUUUGCACCCUAGGGUUUAUGUUCCUUGGUCAGCUGGUGGACAUUGCGCUCAUUUCCAUGCAAGUAGUUAAGCCCGCGGAUGGUUCCAAUUAUGUCAUCGACUAUUUCGGGCCGCGGCUCUCGUUUCUAGCUGUUGACAACGACACUUAUGUUGUGCCACAGGACGACUGGUAGCUGUGUUGCUUAUGCACAAGGUGUCUGUGUAUAUAGGGGCGGCAUGAAGGGCGAACAUCGUUCGGAGAAAGACUGAGUGAUGCUACGAAUGUCGGUGUCAAUUGAUCGCGUAAAAUAUGUUUUGUUUUAUCGAUUGAUUUCGGUUGUUAUCGGCUUUCCCGUAAAUAAAAGAGAGGAACGUUACUGAACAUAAGGUAUACAAUGCAAGUUCGAUGUUCAAGUAUGUAUGUUCUACAGUGUUCAAGCGGAGACUGCUUAUAACGUGUGUCGUGGGACCGCCGAAAAUCCACACUACAAGCAAUGUCGCACUAUAACCAAAUAUCACAUUUUUUGGUGAUUACAUGCCCGAGAUUGAG